Molecule: messenger RNA, 2945 nt
Organism: Monomorium pharaonis (pharaoh ant)
Lineage: Eukaryota; Metazoa; Arthropoda; Insecta; Hymenoptera; Formicidae
Product: zinc finger protein 182
Exons: 7
Coding region: 960-2135 (391 amino acids)
Biological process (GO): regulation of transcription by RNA polymerase II
Cellular component (GO): nucleus
Molecular function (GO): DNA-binding transcription factor activity, RNA polymerase II-specific; RNA polymerase II transcription regulatory region sequence-specific DNA binding
Source: RefSeq, a predicted model, not a curated record
AUGUGCAUGACUUUUUGGGUCUCUUCUAUGCUAUGUCCAUAAUUAUUUAGUUCUGUUCCAUGCUAUAUCUGUGAGCAACGAACGAGGAAUGUCGUCGGUCAUCGGGAUGGCCAGCUGACAGUCGUACAGUAUCGUGGAAUAUUACGCGGAACGCGAGGGCUAUCGGUGACAUCGAUGUGGCUACUGCAAGAACUCUACCACGAAUUUCACGGUAUGUGGGCGCACACGUUGACGGUGCAAGACCAUCAAAGUUUGAUAGACAGGGGUUGAAGACACAGCGGCUGCUAUUGUUAUAAACCCAUGAUGAAUCAGACCUGCUGUCCUCAGUAUACCAUUAGAUGCUAAAUUUUAGGAUAUUAAAGUCUCAGAAAAAAAAUUCUAAAACGCGUGAUUAAAUUUUUGAAAAAUGAAUUGACAAAUGAUAGUUAUGGAGGUACAAGUGAAGAUCAACAAGAUAAUAAAGAUAUAAGCAACGAAGAGGCAUUAAACUAUCCUAAGCAUUUGACAAAAGCGCAGAAAGAUAAAUCUCAGAUUGAUAUUUCGUCCGUCGAUGAUGAAUUGUCCAUUAAUUCAGUAAAAAUGAAAACUCGGAAAAAUUUGACUUCUGCAUUGAAUAGCGAUCAAGCGCAGUUAACAAAUUCCAACAGCAAAAAUACCUUGCACGUUAGAAGUGAGUUCACCGAUGUGGUACCUUGCAAGAAGGCCAAAUUAUUAUGCAAGAUAAAUCACAGAGUGAAAUCGAGCUUAUUAUGAAAGAAAAGAAACAACAAAAUUGCGUUAAGAAGGAAAUGGAAGAAUUGUUCGAGGAAGUAUACACUGGAAUAAAGAAGUUAGAGAAUCUUCGAAAGAACAAGAAGCAAGGAAUAUAUCACAGAUAAUAUCAGUGAAAGUAUCAUUGAAACAAAAAAAGAAAAACAGAUGAACAUUUCUAUGCUUUAGUGACAUUACAGAGUCCACCCAUGCAGAAUAAUAUUGAAGAUUUAUUUAACGGAAAUAAAGUCGGAGAUAAAGACAUUCAACCAAUGGAUCACAUAUCAGCUAUGAAUGGUUCUAACUUAUCGACGCCUUCUGUGACUCAUGAAAAUUCUCAGACGAAUGUAAAGACAUAUCGUUUAAUAAUACAGAUUGACAAAAUACGAGGUAAACCAGGCCCAAAAUGUAAAAAGGUACUUCCUCUGAUAAAAUUUAAUAAUACAAAGGAUGCAGAAACGAAUGAAAGUGAUACGGUAAAGAAACGUCCAUUACAAAACAUUGAUUUAUCACCCAUUAAAAAGCCCUGUGCUCAGGGUACAUGCAAAUUAAAAAAAUGUACACUUAAAUCAAAACUAGAAUUUCAAUGCGAAUUAUGUGAUAAAUAUUAUAUCGCGAAGACAGAAGAAGCUAAGAACUUCUCUUGCACCAAAUGUUUCAAAAGUUUUUCUGAUUCACAAUCAUUAUAUGCGCAUGCUAAAACGCAUUUUGGGUGUGAUAUUUGUCUGACGGAAUGUACCACUCAAAUGACGUAUGAUAAGCAUAUAAGAUUGCACGUUAGUACUGAUCCGCAAUAUCCUUAUAAAUGUCAUCAGUGUCACAAAAUAUUCGAGAUGAAGGAAGGCGUUAAGCAACAUUGUCUAGUGGAACACCCUAAAAUAGCUCUACAGAAUACCACCAUUCAGGUUUCACCUUCUUUAACUAAAAUAGCUCCUAAACAAAAUGAUAAUUAUUUCUGUAUCAACUGCAAUAUUGGUUUUACAAGCGACCAAGCUUACAGGACUCAUAUAAAUUCUCAUGGAAAGAAAGAGGGUUUUACAUGUAACAUUACAAACGAGGCUAGCAACAUAAUAGCUGUACCGAAUCCUUUAACCGGGAAUCAAAUAGGUAUUCUUCAACCAGUGAAGUUUAGUUGUCGGGUGUGUUCGAAACAAUUUGACAACUUUGACGAAGUUAACUUGCACACACGGACCCACUUGCAGGAAUCUGGAGAAGAGCUCAAAUGUAAUAUAUGUAAGAAGUCCUUCAAGAACAAUGCCGAAUUUAGCGAGCAUUUAAAACAUCACUUGUCGCGCGCGCAUCCCUGUCCAAUUUGCUCAAAAGCUUUUAUCAAUAAAACUACUUUAAACACACAUUUAAAGACGCACUCUGCAUCAGUGAAAUAAGAUAAUUUUAUUUUGGCAUUUUAUUAUAGACAUUUUCUGUAAAUGUUAUUUUUUAAAAAGUUCUUACAUGUGAAUAUAAUGUUCACUAAAGAAUUACCAACUUAUGUGUAAUGUGUGUAUGAUACGUUAAACUUUGGUUAUCCAAUACUACUUGCAUACUUAAUAUUUGCUCCUUAAACAUUAAAUUAAAUAUGCAAAUAAAAAUUAUUUUAUUUUUUAUUUUAAAUUAAAUUACUUGUUUGUGCACGUAUGACAAUGAGAAAUGAUUAAUCGGAACAACAACGUCGAAUCAACGUCGAACCGAUCAUUUCUCAUUCGGUAUAAUGUUUUCUCACUGUUAGACGAUUUCGCUUAUUUAAAAUAUAAUUGCCACAUAUAAAAUACUUUUCCAAAACUUUGUUUUAUAUACAGAGAUCAUAUUAUGUACAGAUAGGAAAUUUCUCUCUCUCUCUCUCUCUCUCUCUCUCUCUCUCUCUCUCUCUCUCUCUCUCUCUCUCUCUCUCUCUCUUCCCUCUCCCUGCCCCUCCCUGCCUCCCCCCCUCUCUCUCUUCAUAAAAUUUUCUUUAUCACUUUCACGUAAUUAUAAGUUUGAAAUAUGAUUUAAUUAUAUUAUCAGAAAAAGCGAAGGAUUUAUUUCUGUAAAUAUGAAGUUUGUAAUAUAAUAAAAUAAAAAUUACAUUUUAUAUUUCCAAUUCCUAAUAGUUAUAGUGACACUUUUUAAUGUGUGUAUAUUGUAUAUUUAAUAAUACUUGAAAGCAUACUUAUAAUGUAUAUUAUUUGCAAUAAAUAAAUAUAUACUGUGUAUGUACU